AUGUUGCUCCACGAAGAGGUUCAGUUGCCAUGUUCUCCUGUUCACGAAAUCAUGCUGACCGAAACUGAAAUAGAGGACUUGUUUUCUCUCAUGAACCAAUCGAGAGACCUGGCCAGCCCGGGGUCCGGUUCACAGGGAUCGAACCGGGCGGUUUACUCGCCAGAGGAAAGAAAGCUGAGACGCAUGCAAUCGAACCGUGAAUCGGCUAGAAGGUCCCGCUGCAGAAAGAAGAAGCAUCUUGAGAAUCUGACGAGCCAACUGAACCGGUUGAGACUCCAAAACCGUUUUCUCAGAAACCGACUCUCCUUAACCAUGCACCACCACCUUCUACUAUCCCUACAUAACGAUCAUCUUAAAUCCGAAGCUAUUGCUCUCAUGGCCUCUCUUUCUGAUCUAUGUCUAGGAAGAGGAAAACAUGGUUACGUACGUGCAGUGUAG
Molecule: messenger RNA, 438 nt
Organism: Sphenostylis stenocarpa
Lineage: Eukaryota; Viridiplantae; Streptophyta; Magnoliopsida; Fabales; Fabaceae
Source: the annotation of a GenBank genome assembly